Protopolystoma xenopodis is the source of this 753-nucleotide messenger RNA. The record is from the annotation of a GenBank genome assembly. NCBI's taxonomy places the organism in Eukaryota, Metazoa, Platyhelminthes, Monogenea, Polystomatidea, Polystomatidae.
AUUCCGCACAGCUUAUACUUCUUGUGCACUACAUUUGAACUUCGUGCUCGGUCACAUGAUCUCAUCUGGAACCGGCUUCAUGUUGAGAUCCAACAGGAUCCAGUCACCGGGGCGAUUGCUACUGGUCAGCCCGGCCAAAUGCCGCCAAUAAAGGUGAUUACGCACGAACGCGGUGAACUUCCUUUCAGUGCCUACGACCGCCACAUCGACCUGGAGGUGGUUCCAGGCACUGAAGUGUCCCUCUACUUCUCCAAACAUGUCUACCGCAGAUUGAGCACUUCAAGAAACCCUUGCUUUGAUGGGGCAGAUGCAAAGGAGUUGGCUGAGACCCCGGUUUUUGAGGAGCAAUCCGAGGAAGAGAAUGAUUUUUCGACAAAUCAGGCUCAAAUCUUUGAUGAAGAUAGGAAUACAAUUUUUUCAUACGGUCAAACGAGAAGAGCCACAAGCUGGCCAUUAGAUGCAUUAGAUCUUUUUCGGAUAAGAAGUUCAACCGGUGCAGAACAUGAUGCCACUGGCUUACCCGAGAAUAGCAUUAAAGAUACUGCGAUCUCGGUGCCGAGCACAUCAAUGCAUUUCUCAUCAGCAACAAUGUCGGCCAUACUCACCAAGAAUAAAUCCACCUGGAAAGAAAAUUCUCACCCACAGAUUACGAAUGGCACUUUUGGUGGUAUCGCCAUUAAUCGCGAUAUUUUCAUGGCUGCCAAGUUGCUGCGAAUGUUUAGCACUGGCUUUCUGUACACCAGGUCUGGAUAA